AGCUUUCCUUGAGGUCAAAGCUGGCAUUUUUCUCUUUCUUUUUUCCCCUUCAUCUCUCUCUCUCUACACUCUCACUUCAUCUUCCUUCUUAAUCUUCCCCUUAUUUACUCUUCUCUCUCUCCCCCAUUUCUUCUUCACAUUUCAAAUCUCUCUCUCUCUCUCUCUCUCUCUCUAAUUUCUUCCUCCAUUUAUUAACCUCAAAUGCUGCUCUGAACCUGAAACAGAGCGCAUUUUGUGAGCGAGAGAGAGAGAGAAAGAAAAACAGAGCCCCCAUAGCCCUUUUAAGGGAAUUCCCCAUUCCCUUCUUCUUUUCAUUCCCUCUGGUUUAAUCUUUAUGUUAGGUUCCUGAUUCCUCAACAAUGGCUGUUUCUUCCCAAUCUUCCUCUUCCAUUGACAAGAAAAACUGGUGGCUCACUAAUAGAAAGAUUGUUGAUAAAUACAUCAAAGAUGCAAGAACCCUCAUUGCUACUCAAGAACAGAGAGAAAUCUCCGCUGCUCUUAAUCUUAUUGAUGCGGCUUUGGCUCUUUCUCCUCGUCUUGAACAAGCCCUUGAGCUUAAAGCUCGAGCUCUUCUCUGUCUUCGCCGAUUUAAAGAUGUUGCCGAUAUGCUUCAGGAUUAUAUUCCUAGUUUUAAGAUAGCCGGUGAGGAUUCCGCCGGCUCCGAAGGGUCCUCACAGCAGCUUUCCAAAGACCGAGUUAAGCUUCUUGGAUCGUCUGAGUCGCCUGGUUGUGACUCGUCGUUUAAAUGCUUCUCUGUUUCUGAUUUGAAGAAGAAGGUUAUGGCUGGACUGUGUAAAAACUGCAACAAAGAAGGGCAAUGGAGAUAUUUGAUCUUGGGUCAAGCUUGUUGUCAUUUGGGGCUGAUGGAAGAUGCCAUGGUUCUUCUUCAGACCGGAAAACGUCUCGCUACGGCGGCAUUUCGCCGUGAGAGUAUAUGCCGGUCUGAAGAUAGCUUCUCGCUGUCUGAUUUCCCUUUCUCGAGUGAGAUAUCGACGACGAAUCCACCAAAUACACCACCUCGAGCAUUGUCCGAUUCGGAAACAAUCAGCAAUCUCCUUAGCCACAUUAAGCUUUUGAUUCGCCGCAGGACGGCUGCUCUUGCUGCCCUUGAUGCUGGCCUCUAUGCUGAGGCUAUUCGUCAUUUCAGCAAGAUCGUCGAUGGUCGCCGAGGGGCACCUCAAGGCUUCCUUGCAGAAUGUUAUAUGUACCGUGCCUCUGCUUAUCGAUCAGCUGGUCGAAUUGCAGAGUCGAUUGCUGAUUGCAAUCGAACAUUGGCACUUAAUCCAAGCUGCAUUCAAGCAUUAGAGACCCGAGCUGUGCUAUUCGAAUCGAUUCGAUGCUUACCGGAUUGUUUGCAUGAUCUAGAACAUUUGAAGCUUUUGUAUAAUACCAUAUUGAGGGACAGAAAGCUGCCGGGGCCAGCUUGGAAGAGACAAAACAUGAGAUAUAGAGAGAUUCCAGGGAAGCUAUGUGCAUUAACUGUGAAAAUUCAAGAAUUAAAGCAAAGGGUUGCUUCAGGAGAGACUGGGAAUGUGGAUUAUUAUUCAUUAAUCGGGCUGCGACGUGGGUGUUCGAGGUCUGAAUUGGAGAGAGCUCAUUUGUUGUUAUGUUUACGACAUAAACCCGAUAAAGCUACAAACUUUAUCGAGCGGUGUGAGCUUGCAGACGACCGUGAUCUCGAUUCAGUUCGAGACAAGGCAAAAAUGUCAGCAUUGUUACUGUAUAGAAUGCUGCAGAAGGGAUAUUCGAGCAUAAUGUCGACAAUUGCCGACGAGGAAGCUGCGGAGAAACAGAGGAAGAAAGCUGCAGCUGCAUUACAAGCAGCACAAGCUGCUGCAAUUCAAGUGCAGCAACAACAGCAGCAACAACAGCUGCAACAACAGCAGCAACAACAGCAACAACAAGCUCAAGAAUGCUUAUUAGAAAUGGAACUCAUCAAAGCAGCUACAAAAACACAAUCCAAACCACCAAAAACCAAACAAAUCAGUGCAUCAGAUGCCAAAUCCUCGAACGACAAAUCGACAUACCAAGGAGUAUUCUGUCGUGAUCUUGCUGCAGUUGGUAAUUUGUUAUCGCAAGUCGGAUUAAACCGACCCUUGCCAGUUAAGUACGAAGCAUUAAGCUGCUGAAUUCACUUCUACUACUACUACUACAACAACAACAAACACAAAACCAAUCUUGUAAAACAUGGAAUUUGAAAAUCUUGAGGUUUUUUGUUGAUACGGCAGGGAAAUCUCUAAGUUCAACUUCUCUCUUAUUCUUGUACAAAACAAAAGAAUGUCUUAAAAAAAGAAAAAAAGAAAAAAAGAAAAAAAGAACCAACUUUGAAAUUACUGCCGGAAAAAUUUUGGUCACUGUUCUUCCUCUUUUGUUCUUUCAUUUCUACUGUUUUUUUAAAGAAGUUCAUGUACAGAAUCAUUAUGAUCAUCAAGUUCAGCUUCAAUUAUUUCAUCA
Molecule: messenger RNA, 2454 nt
Organism: Benincasa hispida (wax gourd)
Lineage: Eukaryota; Viridiplantae; Streptophyta; Magnoliopsida; Cucurbitales; Cucurbitaceae
Product: Heat shock protein DnaJ with tetratricopeptide repeat-containing protein
Molecular function (GO): protein binding
Source: RefSeq, a predicted model, not a curated record